Molecule: messenger RNA, 1545 nt
Organism: Onychomys torridus (southern grasshopper mouse)
Lineage: Eukaryota; Metazoa; Chordata; Mammalia; Rodentia; Cricetidae
Product: HLA class I histocompatibility antigen, alpha chain F-like
Exons: 7
Coding region: 135-1241 (368 amino acids)
Biological process (GO): antigen processing and presentation of endogenous peptide antigen via MHC class Ib; immune response; antigen processing and presentation of endogenous peptide antigen via MHC class I via ER pathway, TAP-independent
Cellular component (GO): external side of plasma membrane
Molecular function (GO): peptide antigen binding; signaling receptor binding
Source: RefSeq, a predicted model, not a curated record
CACUCCCAUGGCGGGUCCGAAUUCUGGAGAAAGCCACUCACAGUCACUGUGGUAUCUCCCCACAAACCAUGACGCUAUAAAACUCCACAGAGAGGAACAAAGUCUCAAUCCCUCCAGUUUUCCAGACACCAAGGAUGGGGGCUACUGCGCAGAGUCCCACCCUCCUGCUGCUCUCAGUAUUGCUGGCUCUGACGCAGACCAAGACCCAUAGUGGCGCUGGGUCACACUCGAUGCGGUAUUUAAUAACCACGACCGGAUCUCCAACGGAUCUCCGAGAUCGCCAAGUCUUCGCCGUUGCCUAUUUGGAUGACACGCAAAUCCUGAACUUCGAAAGUGGCAAGACUAUUAAAUUGGAAGCGCGCGCGCCAUGGGCGAAGCAGAUGGGACCUGCUUAUUGGAAGUGGGCAAAAGACGCUAUGGAGGAUUAUACAAAAACGGCCCGAGAAAACCUGAAAUUUGCAAUCAAGAUCUAUAACCAGAGCGAUGACGGCUCUCAUACCUUCCAGUGUUUCCUUGGUUGCGACAUGGGUCCAGACCAAUUCUUGCUCCGUGGACACUAUAGACAUGCCUAUGAUGGUCGUGAUUACAUCAGCCUGAACGAAGAUCUGAGUUCUUGGACUGUGGCAGACAAGACAGCUCAGAUCACCCAGCGACAAUGGGAGGCAAAACGCUUAGCAGAGAACUGGAAGAUCUUCUUGGAGGGUCGGUGCAUUGCUCUGCUACUGUGGCACUUGGAGUUAGGGAAGGAGACUCUGCAGCGCUCAGACCCUCCAGAGGCACAUAUAACACAUCACCCUAGACCUGAAGGUGAUGUCAUCUUGAGGUGCUGGGCUCUCAGAUUCUACCCUGCUGAGAUAACCCUGACUUGGGAGAAGGAUGGGGAAGACCAGACCCAGGACAUGGAGCUGGUGGACACCAGGCCUGCAGGAGAUGGAACCUUCCAGAAGUGGGCAGCUGUGGUGGUGCCUUCUGGGGAGGAGCAGAGAUACACAUGCCAUGUGCACCAUGAAGGGCUGCCUGAGCCCCUCACCCUGAGAUGGGAGCCAUCACCUCCUUGGCCCAAGAUUGGAAUGACUGUUGGUGUGGUUCUCCUUGGAGUUGUGGUCACUGGAGCUGUGGCUGCCAUGGUGAUGAUGAGGAAGAAAAGUUCAGACAAGUUCUCAUCAUAUAGCCCAGGCCAAGCUAGAGCAGACUAUGUAGCAAAGAUUAGCCUUAAACUUGCAAUCCUCAGCCUCAGCUGAGGACUGGGUUUGGCUCAUUUGCUUCAGCCUCUUGGGGACUGGGUUUACAGAAUCUCCGAGGACUUGCAUUCUGGAAAUGUCUGUGAAGAUGUUUCCAGAGAAGAUUAACUGAGGAGAGAGGGCUGCACUGGAUGUGGGUGACACCAGCCCGUGAUUUGGGAGACCCAGACUGAGAAAAGGGAGAGAAGAGCCAGCAUCCCCACACUCUGCUGCCUGAUGCAUGGAGAUGGAAGUCAUCCCAGCCACAUGGUCCAGCUUCCAUGAACUCCACCAGGCUUUUCCUGCCAGGAAGGGUUGUACCUUA